AUGAAGACCCGCUUCCAAAAUUUAAGAGAAAUUGCCAUCCCACUACCAAGAGACAAAUCAACAAAAGAAAAAUUUGUUGAUUGCAAAUAUGAGUACCUCAGUGAUGCAAGCGAUCAUUCUAAUUCUGCUUCAACAAUUGAGUCUCCUUCUCACAAAUUCCUCAAAUUGAAGAGAAAAAGAAACAGAAAGUCAGAACACCAAGUCAAAAUUCUUAAAGAAGAAUACAAGAUUAACCCUAUUUGGUCCAAAGAAAAAGUUGUAGAACUUGCAAAAAUUACUCAACUUAGUGAGUGUCAAAUUUAUAAGUGGGCUUGGGACUAUAAGAAAAAGUUAUAUCAAAUAUUUUUAAAUAAAGCCGCUAUUUUUAGAUGCUAAAAUAAUUUUUUAUGCUUUUAUCGUCAAAUAAAAAGCCAAAACAGUAUUAUAUAUAAUAAAUUAUCAUAAAAAAAGAUGGCAUUUUAGAAAGCUCAAUCAAGCUAGAAUGUGAGGAAACCCUCGUCCCAAGCAUGCUUGAAUAUGAAUUAUUCAUGAUUCAAAGGCUCUAUAAGAGCUGCACAAUAAACUCUAUUGGCGGCCCAAAUCACUGUGUAUCAAGUCUCUUUGCAUUUUAA
This is a messenger RNA of Blepharisma stoltei, 611 nucleotides long. The record is from the annotation of a GenBank genome assembly. Lineage: Eukaryota; Ciliophora; Heterotrichea; Heterotrichida; Blepharismidae.